AUGGAACGUUUCAAAUGGCCAUUACCAGCGUCCACCGCCGCAUACAGCUCAAACGGCCAACUCACGGCUUGCAUUCACCCCCCACUGGUGCUCUGCUUCGACAACGACUCGCUUCCGCACCAGGCCUACUCAAUUGAGCACGGUCUCAGCGCCUUCAUCACCCGCCCAGCAGUACCACAGCCCAUCGCACGGCCUCGAACGCGCCCGCCUCGACGAGUCAGGGGUCGUCAGGUCGUCAGGCCGUCAGGAGCAGCAGCCGUACGAUAGGCCAACGCUCCGAUCUUAUCGAGAGACGAUAUCACAGCGAAGACUACCGUACUAGUGCUCGAAGGACACAGCCCGGCCCCACCUUCGCGCACCUCCCGCCAGGAUAUAUCAGCACAGGGGCCGAUCGCACGCCUGACACCUUCCCUCCCUCGAUCUAUAUAUCUCUUGCUCACACACGACCAGUGAGUUGUCGCAACGCAACACCCUUUUGGACGCUCAGCGAGUCGUGUAGCUGACCCAGCCAACCCAUCCUUCCUACCUGCUCCUUCUGCGCUUCCGUCUCUCUCUCUCUCUCCUGUGUUCGUACCGAAUGGGGUCGCACUGCUCUCGCGUCGUCACGACCGCGAACAUCAUCAUCCAUCGUGCCACCUUCCAUCAGUGGACGACAUCUCCAACUCGUCCUCGGCAUCCUACACCAACUCGUGGAUCUCGUCAGUCUCGAGCACUCGGGACUAGCACGUGCACACUGAAACAUUCCGAGCUAAUCCGACCCCGACUCGUGCAGAUGGUUCUUGGCAUCGAAAGGGAACGAGUACUUUUGCGAAGUCGACGACGAGUACAUUAUCGACCGCUUCAACCUCACCGGAUUGAACGCCGAGGUGCAAGGCUACAGCGCCGCGUUGGAGUUGAUCACCGACACAUCAGGUCCGUCCUCUCGUGCAUCGGCCUCUUCCUCUUUUCAUACCACUCAUCCCCAAUCCAUUCCUGCCCACAGCCGAGGAAGAUAUCGAAGACGAGCAACGCGAACAACUCGAACUGGCCGCACGGCACCUCUACGGCCUCAUCCACGCGCGCUUCAUCAUCACCUCCCGAGGGCUGUCCAAGAUGAUCGACAAGUACAAGAAGGGCGAAUUCGGUCGAUGCCCCCGCGUGCUCUGCUACGGUCAAGCCCUUUUACCGCUCGGUCUUUCGGACGUGCCCUAUCAAAAAGCGGUCAAGUUGUACUGCCCACGAUGCGAGGAUCUGUAUUCGCCCAAAUCGACUCGACACGGUGCGAUCGACGGCGCCUACUUUGGUUCGACCUUCCCCCACAUGCUGUUCAUGGUCUACCCUGGUAUGAUCCCGAGUAAGAGCGUGCCCGGAGCAGGCGCCGGUGGACAAGGACAAGGGGGACCCCAGGGGGGUUUGGCGAGUGGUGCGGCGAGUAAAGUGGAGAGGAUUAGGCCGAGGAUCUUUGGGUUCAAGGUGCAUGAAUCGGCAAAGUUGCAGAGGUGGCAGGAGAGGGUCAGGGAUCGUCAGAUUGCGAGACUAGAGGAAAUCGAUCAGAAUGGCCAGUUGGAUUGA
Molecule: messenger RNA, 1551 nt
Organism: Microbotryum saponariae
Lineage: Eukaryota; Fungi; Basidiomycota; Microbotryomycetes; Microbotryales; Microbotryaceae
Source: the annotation of a GenBank genome assembly